Formica exsecta is the source of this 5079-nucleotide messenger RNA. RefSeq names its product zinc finger protein rotund-like. Bases 1666 to 3546 code for a protein of 626 amino acids. The record is from RefSeq and is a predicted model, not a curated record. The transcript is spliced from 6 exons. Gene Ontology annotation, biological process: negative regulation of transcription by RNA polymerase II. Lineage: Eukaryota; Metazoa; Arthropoda; Insecta; Hymenoptera; Formicidae. Gene Ontology annotation, molecular function: DNA-binding transcription repressor activity, RNA polymerase II-specific.
GCGGUUCACGGUUCACGAUAUCCGAGCUUUGCCGCGAUUGCGUUUUUUUUUUUGUCGUACGCGUCCCGGGCACAUAGGGAUAAAAAGAGAUAGGGGGGAGGGUUGUGGCGCGCUCGCUUUCAGACGAGAAAAAGUCGAAGAAUUUUUGCGGUGAUCGAAAUCACGAUCCUCGCUCGCGACAGUGGAGACUCCGUUUCUCGACGACUUUAGAGAGAGAGAGAGAGAGAGAGAGAGAGAGAGAGAGACGGGGGGGGGAAGGAAAAAUAGAGUGAGGAAAAACAGUGAGAUAGAAAAAAUUAAUUUGCCGCGUGUUAGCGUCGCAUAACAAUCGAGCUUCCAUCUCGCGCUGUUUGUCAUCGCGGUUAUGGCGCGAUCCGCGAGCGCUCGUAUCGCGCUGCGGAUUUCGAAGCGCGGGCGCCCCCGUCGGCAUUAGAUAAUUACAUAGGUGAUGUUUCUCACGAUCGAGUAUCCGCGCCGUGUGCUACGUGUAUUAUGAGCGGCAACGAUAACGCGCCGAUCGAUGGAUCGAACGACGAAGGGAGGAGAUCGGAGAAUGGCACACGUCGCGCGAUCGUCGAUCGACGCGUGAUCUCGCAUGGUCCGUGAAGAGAGCGAAGCCCCCGGGCGGCCACGUAACCUGUCGCGAACCAGCGCAAAACGGACGUACUCUCUUGCUACGUGGAGGGAGGAAAAAGGCCGUGCGCUCCCGAGAGGAUACCGACGCGCGUUACUCGAACAGCACGGAAACGUGGAGUGCGAGCGGACGCGCGACACGCGCCCGCGUGCGCGCGGGCUCGCGGCGAUCUUUUGUGUCUCUCGUGAAACUCGCAAAAUCGAAACACAAGACGGGAAAAGUAUAAUCUAGUCAUCGGAGUUUUAUCGCAGAAUAUUUUAGCUCAUUCGUUCGCCGCGACCUCGAAAAGGAACGCGCUCGACCAAGUUCGGAAAAAAAGGUAAACAAUCAACGCGACUGAGAAAGAGAGAGAGAGAGAGAGAGACAGAGAAGUCGAGUAACAAUCUUGACGCAAGGUCGAGCCGGCUCGACGCGCUGUGUUUACGUUUAAUAUCGCGAGGGACGCCGAAGAAGAAGACGCUGUGGUGUGCGUGUUUGACGACGCAGUGCGGUGUCGGACGUGUUCACGCUCGGACGAGCAGCGAGACGAGGUAGCCAGCGAGUAGCACGAGCGGCGACGUCGAUGACCGUGCGACGAGGACGGGGUCGGACGGUCGUCUCUCGGCUCCGAGGAGGUACGCGCGGCACGCGACUUCCGUUCGCGGUGCGAACGGAUCGAGAGUUUGUAUCUGUACGCGAAUACCAGUGAUCGUCCUCUGUACGCGCGAUUCUCUCGAAAGCUCUCGCGAGAGAACGAACGGAGAACGCGAUCGUCGUCAGUGCGCGAGCGCGGUGGCCGCGCGCGAUAUCGCGACUAUAUCGCGUCGUUCGCGGUGCAGUGAUAUCAUCGCCGGCGAGGUGCAUCGUAUGCAUACGUCGUACAUUGUCGGGAAAAAGUUGACGGGGAAAAAAGAGGAUAUAUAUAUAUAUAUAUACGCGCGGAAAAAAAAAACGUGACGUGUCUGAAAGUGAUCGAGUCCGUUCGGGACGAGGGACGAACAAAGUUUGUGAGGAGAUUCGAAAAAUAGUGUUCCAUUCCGCAAGAUUAACUCAUGUAUCCCUGGUACCGGGACAGCGUCGCGGCCGCUGCGGCAGCCGGCCUUGGCGGGCCUGUCGGCGUUGUGGGUUCCGGAUUCUGUUCGACCGGGCCCGGCCAGGGUGCCACCACGAUCAAGACUGAGAGUGGAUACUCCGACUGCAUGCUCGCCCUCGACUAUGUCCAGAGCAAGAAGAACUCGUUCGCAUGGUCGGAGGGUGGCGAAGAAGGUGGCGGUGGUGGUGGUGGAGGCGGUGGAGGGACGGGUGGGACCGGAACAGGUGGAACGGGCCCAGCGACCACCGGUAGUGGUGGUCUGGCCCAUUGGGUUAGUGUCAUGGCGGAACACAUUCACAAUCCGCACUCGGCCACUGGCGUCGGUGUUCACCAUCAACAACAAUCCCCACCUCAACCGCCUUAUCCGUGGAACAAUGGCCUUUCCAAUGACCAAUGCGCCCCGCACGACAAGGAAAGCGACUAUUGGGGUGGCAGCCGAGGCGCGAAACAAGGUUACGAGCACUUUCUGUUGCAGGCGAAAAUGAACGCGGACCACGGUCAGCUGCAGAAAGGUGACGAGCAGUAUCGGGGCGCCGGCGGUUCGAGCAGCGGAAGCCCGCCCGCCAGUCUCUUGGUGGUUCCUCAACCUCUCACCGUCAAACCCUCUCACCCAUCGCAUCUGAAUUCUCAUCUCGGUGGACCGCACUCGCAUCCGCCGAGGAAGUACCAAUGCAAGAUGUGUCCGCAGAUAUUCGGUAGCAAGGCGGACCUGCAGCUCCAUACGCAGAUCCAUAUGCGCGAGGCGAAGCCGUACAAGUGUACGCAGUGUUCCAAGGCGUUCGCCAAUUCCUCGUACCUGUCACAGCAUACGAGGAUCCACCUGGGCAUUAAGCCGUACCGUUGCGAGAUCUGCCAGCGGAAGUUCACCCAGCUGAGUCACCUACAGCAGCACAUUCGCACGCACACCGGCGACAAGCCAUACAAGUGCCGGCAUCCGGGCUGCACGAAAGCGUUCAGCCAAUUGAGCAAUCUGCAGAGCCACUCGCGAUGCCACCAAACCGACAAGCCGUACAAGUGUAACUCCUGCUACAAAUGCUUCUCCGACGAGCCCAGCCUGCUCGAGCACAUACCGAAGCAUAAGGAGUCGAAGCACCUGAAAACGCACAUCUGCCAGUACUGCGGCAAGAGUUACACCCAGGAGACCUAUUUAGCAAAGCAUAUGCAGAAGCACGCGGAGAGAACGGACAAGAGACCGCCGAUCAUCGGCACGGGCCUCAGGCCGUCGAUACACGCGAUGACCGCCCAUCAUCAGGACCACUAUUGGCCCAAGGUAAGCCCGGAUUCGGUGAUCGGCGAUCUGCACGAGAGGCUGCCGCACCAUCACGCGGAAUACCAUCAGAACCAGAAUCCGGAGAUGCUGCUGCCGGGACACGGGCAUCGCACCGCCGAGUCCAUCGAGAAUGACUCGAGGCAACAGACGCCCCAGCCUGGCGCGAAUCACCAUCCCAACAGUAGUUCGGCCUUCACGCCGAUCUCGUCGAUCUCGAUCAACUCGAUCUCCUCGAUGCAGCAUCCGUUGAAUCCGCUGAAUCAUCUGCACUAUCCUGGCAGUCAUCACCCGGCGUCCCGGCCGUAUCUCUACGAGGCGUUCAAUACGACGCAGAAGUCGUCGCCUACGUCCUCGUCAUCCGGCGUGACGCCCGGCACCACCAGCAACCAAAACGCCACGUCUUUCCCGAAUCAGCUCAUUAGUCUUCACCAGAUCAGGAACUACGCCCAUCAGCCGAAUCUCGGCAAUCUGGGCAACCUGGGGAAUCUGGGGAACUUGAGCAAUCUCAGCAAUCUCAGUGCCACGAUGGAAAGCCACGCGCUGCUGGGCGGUCUCAAAGAGAAGCAGUAACUCUUAGCUGGUCUUGGAGAUUAACUUCAGGAAGCGCUCGCGAGCUCUCUUCAUCACGGUUCUUUUAUUCUUUUUCUUCUACUUUCCGUGACAUGUCACGUUGCGACUUGAGCUCUCGCUUCAUCCGGCUCGAUCGUCUUCUCCUCUCCGUGAUCUCUUUAUACCCGUCUAAUUUAUUUUUUACGCUGGUGUGUACGCAAAUCCCACGCAAAUAUGACUCCGAAACUAACUUUUCUUCGAAAUGUCUGACUUCGGUGUUUAACUACAUUUUGCAUUCAUAUUUCAUAAGUAUGUAUGCAUGUAAGAACAAUAGCGCGUCUCAUCGUAAUCUUUUAAUAGAUUAAUGCAUACGAUGAUAAUCGCGCCCAGAAAACGGAUAAGAGGUACGAGAUGUAUGGUCAAUGGUCGAAAUCAUUUUUGACAGCCAGUACAAGACUAUCACUCUCUUUCCUUUUCACCUUUCUCUUCCUCUUUUUUUAUCUUCUUUUUUUCUUUUAAUGUCUUAUCUAUGAGCCUUUCGAUUUUGCGUCUACGUCUCGAUUGAGAUGCGCUUGUGCGUUAUGUAUGUAUAUAAAAUAUACAUAUGUUUUAUUAAACACACAUGAGCACAAUGAUCUAAUUUAAUAAAUAAUCAUUAAACUCAGAGUAAAAACAAAUUUAUUUGGAUUAAAACUAUUUUUUUAGUUUAAUUGCUAAUUAAUGCCGCGUUCUCCAAUCGAUUUGUGUAAUCGAUGACGAUUAUGAAAUUAAUUCCAAUGAAAGUUUUCAGUGUGAAAAUUGUUUUGUAUUUUCUUUUCUGUAACCACAUCUUGGUAUCCCAAUUGUUAAUGAAAUUGGAAGCACGUUUAUAAAAUAUUUACAGUGACAGUUCACACAAUAUUUAACCAAAGCUCCGAAUCACACAUGUACGUUACUCGCGAUACAACAACGUAGUAACAUGAUAGAAACCUCGACGGUUACAUUCCUUAAUGUAAUAAGACUGACGUGAUGUAGUUUAAAAAAAAAAACUAUAUCUUUACAUACUGGUCUAAUUAUUAAUAAUCGAUAUGAUCACUAUCGAUUGUCAAAAAUCGUUUCGUUGUCUCCCGCAAUUGAAAACUGAAUUUCUACGUUCGUUGAGAAUAAAAUUGAUAUUUACUCGACUCUCUCAGAUUAUCCACGUUUCUCGGCGUGUUAACGUCCUCGCCAAUGAUCAUGCGUGCCAAUUACGAGCUAGAAAGUUCCAUCAAUACAUAUUCGUCGCGAUAUAAUCCGUACGAUCUGACGACGUUUGAAUGAUAAAGUGGAGCACGAUCAUGGAUUAACUCGUAUUCGAACAGUAGACGAUACUUUCAUAAUGCUAGAAAGUAUACGAUACGCCGGUGAGAUGAAUUAACUGAUUUCUUCUUCAGUUUAUCAUGAACAAUUUUAGUUGUGAACGGAGACCGAGAUCAUUUUUUGUUGAUAAACAUGUUCAAUGAUUUAUAUUUUUAUAAAGUUAUAUAUAAUAGCAAAUGUGUGUUUUUUCAAUAAAUUCGCUCUCUAAACUAAAUU